Messenger RNA from Carassius gibelio (silver crucian carp), 2263 nucleotides. Its product is annotated as metallophosphoesterase MPPED2. The record is from RefSeq and is a predicted model, not a curated record. The transcript has 7 exons. NCBI's taxonomy places the organism in Eukaryota, Metazoa, Chordata, Actinopteri, Cypriniformes, Cyprinidae. Gene Ontology annotation, molecular function: hydrolase activity. Bases 372 to 1256 code for a protein of 294 amino acids.
UCGACUCGACUGCUGUGCUCUCUGACCCCAGUGGCAGCGAGCGCUCAUUGCACUCGUCUCGUUUCUCUCGGGCUCCCCCUCUUCCCACAUCGAGGCUGUUCUCUCUCUCUCCUGACUCCCUCGUCUGUCGCAUUUCAGUGAGUGUGCUGGAGAGAGACCCCGGGGGUCGAAGGUUCUGCCCUGCCUGCUGCGACCUCAACCCCUCACGGCUUCCGAGAUAUCCGAUGACCGUCGUGUCUGACACAUCAGCGGACAACCCCCGAGCGGUUUUGGGCCAAAAGAGAAGAUCCAAGCCUUGGGACUAAAGGAUGCUUGUUCCCCGGAUCUGCACUGCACCGCUGUGACCUGCUCAUGUCCCAUCCGGAGGUGCCAUGGCUCGCAAAAUAUCCUCCCAGGGGAAAGUCACCAUCUCCGUGGAUGAGUACAGCUCCAACCCAACCCAGGCCUUCACCCACUACAACAUUAACCAGAGCCGCUUCCAGCCCCCUCACGUCCACAUGGUAGAGCCACUUCCCUACGAUGCACCGAAACCUGUGGGUCAUACACGUUUUGUCUGCGUCUCAGACACACACUCGAGGACAGAUGGAAUCCAGAUGCCUUUUGGCGAUGUCUUGCUUCACACAGGUGACUUCACAGAGCUCGGUCUACCAUCUGAAGUGAAGAAGUUUAAUGACUGGUUAGGCAGUCUUCCCUAUGAGUUCAAAGUUGUUAUCGCUGGAAAUCACGAACUUACCUUCGAUAAAAACUUUAUGGCGGAACUCAUGAAGCAGGAUUACUACCGUUUCCCCUCUGUGUCCAAACUGAAGACUGAGGACUUUGACGAUGUUCAGUCCCUCCUUACAAACUGUGUGUACUUACAGGACUCUGAGGUCACCAUUAAAGGAUUCAGGAUAUAUGGGACUCCGUGGACCCCGUGGUUUAAUGGAUGGGGCUUUAACUUACCUCGCGGCCAGUCUCUCCUCGAUAAGUGGAACCAGAUCCCUGAAGAUGUGGAUGUUCUUAUGACACACGGGCCUCCUCUGGGGUUCAGAGAUUGGGUUCCCAAAGAACUUCAGAGAGUUGGCUGUGUGGAACUACUCAACACCGUACAAAAGAGGGUCCGACCCAAACUCCACGCAUAUGGGGGAAUCCAUGAAGGUUACGGCAUAAUGACAGAUGGCUAUACAACAUUUAUCAACUCCUCCACAUGUACAGUCAGCUUCCAGCCUACCAAUCCUCCAAUCAUAUUUGAUCUCCCCAACCCAGGAAACUCCUGAGACUCAUUGGAGCCCCGCCCGCUUUUUUCUACAUAACUCUUCUCUACUUAAAAGUACUAGUCUUUUUGUACUGCUUGUAUUUAAAAAUGCAUGGAAAUGAAAUAUUUUUUAAAGUCGGAUUGAAGCCGACACCGUUUGAAUGAAUAUUGUAGGUGAAUUCAUAUUUGUAACUUGUUUGCAUCAGUUGCCUUUUGAUUUUCCUUUUUUAUUGGUCAGGAUCUUAAAAAGUGCAUUAUAAAGGUACUCCUAAAAGCAUCAGCAAUACUUGAUCAUGUCUGAUUUAAUAUUAAUUGUGCUUUGUAAAUUUAAUAUAACUUUAUUUAAUGUCAUGAACUCCUUGUGUGGUGUAUUGUUGAAGGGUCCAGUGAGUCUGAUAUUUAUUGCUCCAAUCAGACUUUGCACUUUUCUAAUCAAGAAGACACAUCUUUAUCUACCAGGCCAUUAAACACCAUAAGACACAUUUUUCCUCUCAACAUAAAAAACGGUGGCACAGUUUGUCAAAAGAUGGAAGUGAUUUUGUGUUGUGAAUUGAAUUUUGCAUUAUCGCUGUGCUGCUUUUGUCCUUUACGUAGUUUAGAAGAGGCUGAAUGUGCAAAUUCUCCAGAUCAUAAAGAAACCUGGUCUGGCUUUGCAUUUAGCACAUAUUAAAAGUGGACGAGAUCUUUCAAUAUGACUAUAGAAAUAUUACAAUCUGCGUCGGAGAUAAAUUUGAUACCUCCCUGAAAAGUUUCAAACCCAAUUGUUUAUCCUAGAUUUGAAAUGCCUUCACAUUCCACUGGUUUCAAAACUGGAAAAAAACAUUACACUAACCCCUUUCAUUUCUCAUUGUUGUAAUGAUGUGUAUUGUAUAUUUCACAGUGGAUCUGCAAUCGUUUGAGCACAUUUUUAAAAAAAUUUAAUUUCUGCUAUUGUAAAUGCUUUCUUUAUAUGUUUUGUGACCCUUUUUUUAUCCAUUGUGACAUUUAGCCAAGUUUAUAUGCAAAUAAAACGGCAAGAUUUGUAUCUGA